GCCGUACGAUGUCGUGACAAGUGUCAAUGGCGGUUGUUUGCACCCACACGCGAGGAGUGAUCGCGUCAUUUGUUAAAAAAUUACAUAAACCAGGUUUUUUGAAUUAUUCUCGUACAUUUUCUACAAUGUCUGAGCCGCUUGAUCAAAUUCAUGAUGUUGAUAUCGACGCCAAUGGAGUCUUUAAAUAUAUUUUAGUUCACGUGCAUGAUGACAACAACAAACAGACUAAGCCGAUUGUCCGGGGAUAUGCAAAAUGUAAAUGGCAUGCUGAUAUCUAUGAUGAAAUUGGAAAUGAGCUGAAGAAAUAUGGACCAGGUAUUGAUACUGAAUGCCUUGGAGGUGGAAGAAUUGAUCAUAAUGCAGAGAAAAAAACCAUUAAGGUCUAUGGGUACUCUCAAGGAUUCGGCAAAGCUGAUCAUAAAGUUUCCGUGGGUCUACUAGAGAAGAAGUAUCCAGAUUAUAGCAUUACAUGGUCUGAUGAAGGAUAUUAGAAGAAUAAUUAAUAUCUUUGUGAUAAUAUUGUUGCCAAAACCACCUUCACAACCAAUAGUUCUUUGUCCAUGUGCGCCACCUCGAAAAUUACCUCCAGGUGAUUGUCCAUGUCCUCCGGAAAUCCAGAGUCGAAUUCCUCUUGUCAGACGAGAAUUAUUGUGUAGUUUUCGAAAUAAAUAAUUACUAUUCAAUAAAAAGAAUCAAAUAAA
Molecule: messenger RNA, 701 nt
Organism: Chelonus insularis
Lineage: Eukaryota; Metazoa; Arthropoda; Insecta; Hymenoptera; Braconidae
Product: 14 kDa phosphohistidine phosphatase-like
Exons: 5
Coding region: 27-491 (154 amino acids)
Biological process (GO): peptidyl-histidine dephosphorylation
Cellular component (GO): cytosol
Molecular function (GO): protein histidine phosphatase activity
Source: RefSeq, a predicted model, not a curated record